Molecule: messenger RNA, 3241 nt
Organism: Bufo bufo (common toad)
Lineage: Eukaryota; Metazoa; Chordata; Amphibia; Anura; Bufonidae
Gene: DPY19L4
Product: dpy-19 like 4
Exons: 20
Coding region: 192-2363 (723 amino acids)
Cellular component (GO): nuclear inner membrane
Molecular function (GO): mannosyltransferase activity
Source: RefSeq, a predicted model, not a curated record
UGUGAAUGGAGGCGGCCGUGCGGGGCGCAGUCUGCGGGAGGAGCGGGACUUGCAGCUGGUCUGCAAGGGCUGUUCGUGGCCGAUAUACUACGGUGUCCCCCAGCCAGCGCCCCGUCAUCUAAUGCUGUGCUCCAUAGGCACCUACGUAGGACUGCAGGGCAAUCGCUGACCGGGCCGCCUCUCGGAGAACGAUGGAGGAUGAAGGUUCUCAAGAAGAAGAGCUGAGGCAGAGAAGAAAGGCUCCUUCAUCAGAACCUCAGGACGGCGAGCAGGACAAAAAUACCAAAGACGAUAGAAAAGCAGGAAAAUCUGCAAAAUGUGUCGCACUGCAGCGGUUUGCAAAGCUCUUUGUUGGCUGCCUUGUAACGGUUACGAGCGGCAUGAUGUAUGCGGUCUACCUGUCCACCUAUCACGAGCGCAAGUUCUGGUUUUCCAGCCGCAGGGAUCUUGAGCGGGAAAUCACUUUCCAGGGGGAUGGAGCUGUUUACUAUUCUUUUUAUAAGGACAUGCUGAGGGCACCGUCAUUUGAAAGAGGUGUAUUUGAGCUGGCGUACAACAAUAGGACUGUACCUAUGAAAACUAUUAAUGCCGUGCAGCAGAUGACUCUGUACCCGGAGCUCUUAGCCAGUGCCCUGUACCAGUUGUCUGGAAGUCAGGGUGCUGUGGAUCCUGUUUAUUUCUACAUCGGGAUCAUAUUUGGUCUGCAAGGAAUUUAUCUAAGUGCCUUGUUUGUCACCAGCUGGAUAAUGAGUGGCACCUGGCUGGCUGGGACACUGACUGCUGCCUGGUUUAUUAUUAACAGGACGGACACCACGCGGAUGGAAGACUCCAUUCCACUAAGGGAGAACUGGGCUCUCCCCUACUUUGCAUGUCAAGUCGCUGCACUCACUGGGUUUUUAAGGAACAGCAGUAAUUUGUCUGCAGAGAGGAUCUGCUACCUGCUUAUGUGUGCGUCCACGUAUACUUUCAUAAUGAUGUGGGAGUACAGCCAUUACCUGCUUUUUAUACAGGCCUUAUCCUUGUGUCUCCUUGAUGGACUCUGUCUGGUCAAGAAAGAGAAGGUUCAUAAAGUACAUAAAAUGUACUUAUUCUCUGUAUUUUUGGGAUAUUUACUCCAGUUUGAAAAUUCAUCGCUGCUAACGUCUCCUCUGCUAAGCCUUGUGAUAGGUUCUAUGAUUGCCAAAAGCCUCCAGAUUAGUGUGAAGAAGGGCACCUUCAGAGCAAAAGUGAUGAAGAUGAUGUACUUUUAUUUAGCAUUUACGAUUGCAGUAUCCUUGCAUUUUUUAAUAAGGACCGUCAUUCCUCAUAAAGAAAACCAUCAAAUCCUAAAGUCUCUUGAAGUAAAAUUUGGACUGAGUAUGACAAAGAAUUUCACGGUGAACUGGCUGCUGUGUCAGGAAUCAUUCCAGCCGCCGUCUCAGGACUACCUCUUAAGGCUUACACAGUCCUCACUUUUACCCUUUUACCUCCUGGUCUUAAUUAUAUGCCUGUUCUCCAUAUCCCAGGGGAUAUUUAAAAGGUUUCGUGGUGAGCCAGCCAGCUCUAAUAAUACUCCUGAAGAUGGGCGAGUUGGAGAAAGGCCUGAGGUCAUCUAUCAUGUCAUCCAAAGUCUUCUCCUUGGUUUACUGGCCAUGAACUUUGAGGGGAUGAAGUACCUGUGGACGCCUUAUGUCUGUGUUCUCGCUGCCUUCGGUGUUUGUUCUCCGGAACUUUGGUUGACGCUUUUCAAGUGGAUUCGUCUGAAAACUGUGCAUCCGGUUGUGCUGGCUUUUGUGUUAAGUGCUGUAGUCCCCACUGUAAUUGGCUUCAGUUUAUGGAGAGAGUUCUUACCCAUGAUUGUUAGUGAAUUUUCAGAGCUGGAGGAGCACUAUGAGUCUGACACAGUGGAGCUCAUGAACUGGAUAAAAAGCCAGGCUCCCCUUACAGCAGUGUUUGCUGGAAGCCCUCAGCUGAUGGGUGCUAUAAAACUCUGCACCGGAUGGAUGGUGACGAGCUUACCCGUUUACAACGAUGAAGACCUGAUGCGGAGAAAUGAGAAUAUGUAUCAGAUCUACAGUAUGAGGUCAGCAGAGGACAUCUAUAAGAUUCUUACCUCUCAUAAAGCCAGCUAUGUGGUGGUAGAAGAUUCGAUCUGCAAUGAGGUGGCCACAAUGCGUGGCUGCAGAGUGAAAGAUUUGCUUGAUAUUGCAAAUGACCAUGUGGUGAAUGAAGAUGGCGACGUCUAUGCCUAUUCCAAAUACGGACGAUUCUGCCACGAGAUCAAAAUGAACUAUUCUCCGUACGUGAACUAUUUCACCCGGGUGUUUUGGAACAGGUCAUAUUUCGUGUACAAGAUCAACACGAUCAUAUCCUUCCAAUACUGACGAGCCCAGCUCUGGAGGACGUCCCGUGUGGUUUUCUGCACGGCGCCAAUCUUCCUCUUCCUGCACAACGCCACUGAGACGGUUUUGAUACCCGGCGUAACUCUUAUGCAAUCGUUGGGUUGAUGAGCAGCCCUGCCGGUAACGGGGGGGGGGGGGGGCCACAGAGGAGCACAGGGUUUGGAGCAGGGUCAUCCCGAAAGGUCAUGAAACCAGAAGAGCCCAAAGACGGCCCUGAUCCAAGUCAUUUUACUUCACUUCAGCUUUAAAUUAUGCAAAGAACUUAUUUUUUUUACAUUUUUCUUUUUAGUUUCCUUUUUAUCUUUUUUGUUCUUUUAAUGGUGAUCUGUGUGUUUUCCAUGGCGGCAGUAUGGAAGCGUAAACGACGAGUGUUGUCUUAUAAAACCUAAGCAGAUUACUUGUGGACAUUGGUGAUCUCUUUCCUGGAAUCCAGGAAGAUCAUCCGUCGUCCCCUUGACGUGUCUGUUCUAGGAAAUACUUGGGGCCAACGUGAUUUUGAAAAAAAAAUUGAAAAAAAUAUUGGCACUUUUGCGCCAAUUUUAUUUUUUAAAGGUGCGCCACUGUUAAUAAAUUAGGAGCAUUUUGAUCUGUCUAAAAAUCAGAGCAGUCAUAGAUUUGGUCCAAAAUGGGCGCCAUUUUCUCUCUGUCUUCUUAAUAAGGGUUUAUAAAAUGCCCUUUCUUUAAGUCACACCCACUUUCCAGUAAACCACACCCCUUUUCAAAUACGUCAAAAACCUGUAGAAACCCUAGAUGGGCCAACAUGCGCUACUUUUUUGGCGCAGGUACAUGAAUAAAUCUGGAUCCGUGAUUUGUGGGCGUAAACUGUUGGCCUUGGGAUUCUCCAUGUAAUCACAAUUCUG